AUGGCGCCGCCGACCAUCAGGCUCAACACCGGCCAGCAGAUGCCCCAGGUGGGCAUGGGCACCUGGAAGCUCGACACGGCCACGGCCGCCGACGACAUUUACAACGCCAUCAAGGCCGGCUACCGUCUCUUUGACGGCGCCUGCGACUACGGCAACGAAAAGGAGUGCGGCGACGGCGUCGCCCGCGCCAUCAAGGAGGGCAUCGUCAAGCGCGAGGACCUCUUCAUCGUCUCCAAGCUCUGGCAGACCUUCCACGCAAAGGACAAGGUCGAGCCCAUCUGCCGCCGCCAGCUCGCCGACUGGCAGGUCGACUACUUCGACCUCUUCCUCAUCCACUUCCCCGUCAGCCUCGAGUACGUCGACCCCAGCGUCCGCUACCCGCCCGGCUGGUUCUACGACGGCGAGAGCGACAUCCGCGUCGCCAACGUCACCAACCAGGAGACCUGGACCGCCAUGGAGGGCCUCGUCGACGCCGGCCUCGUCCGGGCCAUCGGCGUCUCCAACUAUCAGGCCCAGACCCUCUACGACACCCUCCGCUACGCCCGCAUCCGGCCCGCCACCCUGCAGGUCGAGCUGCACCCCUACCUCCAGCAGACCGAGAUUGUCCGCCUCGCCCAGGCCGAGGGCAUCGCCGUCACUGCCUACUCCUCCCUCGGGCCCGCCAGCUUCGUCGAGCUCGACAUGGACCGCGCUAAGAGCGUCACGCCCCUCAUGGGCCACCCCGUCAUCAAGGCCAUGGCCGACAAGUACCGCAAGUCGACCGCCCAGAUCCUGCUGCGCUGGUCCACUCAGCGCGGCAUGGCCGUCAUUCCCCGCGCUUCCGAGCCCGAGUUCAUGGCCCAGAACCUUGCCUGCACCAGCUUUGACCUCGACCAGGUCGACAUGGACCGAAUCGCCAAGAUGGACCUUGGCUUGAAGUUCAACCAGCCUACAAACUAUUUUGACACCGAUAAGCUUUGGAUCUUUGGAUAG
This is a messenger RNA of Purpureocillium lilacinum, 972 nucleotides long. Its product is annotated as NAD(P)H-dependent D-xylose reductase (XR). NCBI's taxonomy places the organism in Eukaryota, Fungi, Ascomycota, Sordariomycetes, Hypocreales, Ophiocordycipitaceae. The record is from RefSeq and is a predicted model, not a curated record. Gene Ontology annotation, biological process: D-xylose catabolic process. Gene Ontology annotation, molecular function: D-xylose reductase (NADPH) activity. Gene Ontology annotation, cellular component: cytosol.